CGAUGGAUAAUGGUGCUAGUCUGGGGGACUACCGCCUGUACGAGUUAUUAAUAUUAAGUUUCUGUCUGAUCGCUGAUAUUUUUAAAACUGACUAGAUUAGCGUUAGUAAGUAAAAAAAAGACAAUCGUUGAAAAUAGUGUGAUUCAUUAAUUAAAUCACAAACAUCUACAGUCUAUAUGUAUGCUGAUAUAUGUAUGAACUAAAAUUUUAGCAAUAUACAAUGGGUUGUGUAUGGGUUGGUCUGGCGUGUCUCUUGGCGCUCAUCCUAAGUUUCUCCUCCAAGGCCCCAUACCAGCUUAAAAUGGCAAUUUUCAUUAUUGGAUCUGGUACUAUCGUACUUAUUUGCAUACCCCUCAUGAUGUUUAAGCCACGGGACUAUCGAAACGCGUUUAUACCUGCAUGGGGCUGUCGACAGCUUUGCAAAGCGUUAGGCGUUACAAUGGAGGUACGAGGUCUUGAAAAUAUUCGGACGGAACACGGCGCUGUUGUGCUUAUCAAUCAUCAAAGCUUUCUUGAUUUGUGCGGCUUAGCAUAUUUAUGGCCAGUAAUUGGGCGAGCAACAGUAGUGUCAAAAAAAGAAGUUCUCUUCUUUCCUUUCUUUGGGUUCGGUGCUUGGCUGUGGGGGACUCUUUUUAUUAAUCGCUCCAGCAAGAAAGAUUCCAUCUGUGCAUUGCAGAAGGAGUCCAUGGCUAUCCAAGAACGGAAUUGUAAACUAUUAUUCUUCCCAGAGGGCACGCGCAACAUUAAAGAAACAUUACUGCCAUUCAAAAAAGGUCCCUUCCAUAUUGCUCUUCAAUGUCAAUGUCCUAUCCAACCGGUUGUUAUAUCUAAAUAUUAUUUUCUAAAUCGUGAGGAGAAAUCGUUCCGUCCAGGACACGCCAUUAUUCACAUCUUACCUGAAAUUCAUACAGCUGGAUCUGCUGUGGAGGAUAUGGAUACAAUUAUUGAAUCUACAAGAAAUACCAUGGAGAUUGAGUAUAAAAAAUUAUGUCAAGAAAUACGAAGACGUGGACAUUAGUAAAUUAAAAAGUAUAUACAUAUAAAUGUCCAUAAUAUAUGUACAACUUUAGAUAAAUGUACAUAAAUAUUUAUGUUCAAGGGUUUCCAAUAAGAGUAAUAUGAUUUCUUUAAAAAACACACACUAAAUGUUAAGGAAGUUCAAAUGUUUUUAUUCAAUGUGAAGUACAAUCGAUGCAAUUAUGUUCUUAACAUAACAUCAUUUAAAUGGCCUCACCGACUUCUUUUACAGGAACGAAUUCGAUUAACCCAAUUUUGGAGUACUUAUUCCAUUAAGUCAACUCGUAGUCUAGUUGUUGAAGAUCAAUUGUGCUACAAUAUUGUUAAAUAAAUUAAAAAAACUGCUAAGUUAAAACAAGAUUUUAGAUAGUUUGUUAUAAAAACAAAAAAUGGCAAUGGAUAUGAUAUUACAUGCAAAUACUAUAUGUACAUACCAUAAUUAAAACUAAAAAUAUAGAAUAAUUAUUUUUUAAAUUA
Bactrocera dorsalis (oriental fruit fly) is the source of this 1494-nucleotide messenger RNA. RefSeq names its product 1-acyl-sn-glycerol-3-phosphate acyltransferase alpha (gene Agpat2). The coding region runs from base 221 to 1018 and encodes 265 amino acids. Lineage: Eukaryota; Metazoa; Arthropoda; Insecta; Diptera; Tephritidae. Gene Ontology annotation, molecular function: 1-acylglycerol-3-phosphate O-acyltransferase activity. Gene Ontology annotation, cellular component: endoplasmic reticulum; membrane. The record is from RefSeq and is a predicted model, not a curated record. The transcript is spliced from 4 exons. Gene Ontology annotation, biological process: phosphatidic acid biosynthetic process.